Molecule: messenger RNA, 726 nt
Organism: Letharia lupina
Lineage: Eukaryota; Fungi; Ascomycota; Lecanoromycetes; Lecanorales; Parmeliaceae
Exons: 2
Coding region: 1-726 (241 amino acids)
Source: RefSeq, a predicted model, not a curated record
AUGGCACAAAUCGCAUCUCCCAAGCUCGAGCUCCUACGCGCCAAGCUCGCUCUUGCUAUCGGCCCCGUUGAGAUCAACCUCGCCUACGAUGAGGUCAAAGCCGCCCGUCCCAAUGCCCUCGAUGAGCCGUGGUCGGAAGACAUGAGUGGACCUCACCACCAUGUUGGUAAGCUUCUUUCCCACCAUAGUCUGAACAACUGGGGACUAACUUCCCUCAUGCUAGUGUUCAACAACAAGGCUUUCGUGCUCUCUGAAGUUGCGAACGAGCAGCUGGCUUCCGGAAUGGCGCGCGGUUGUCCUUCGAUCGAUGCAGGGGAGAACAUCAAGCUGUACCUAAACGACAUCUGGCAGCUUGAGGUAUUCCGGAUGAUGGGAUUAGACCUGGCUGCUAUCCGCUGCCCUAUCACUGGGCGUGACCCGUUGGGAUCCCUUUACUAUUCGCUGAUCACUGCUGUCAACGAACGUAUCUUGAAGCAGAAAUUCCCUGUCAAUGGGAGUGAAGUGAUCGAUGGGAUGGCGAAUCUAGGGAUCGAUGACGUGGCGUUGGAGGAGAAAGGGGACGAGGCAAAGGGGGGAGAAUGGUCGGAAGAGGAGAUUAGCAGUGAAGGUGGGCAGGAGAAGGAGGAUGGAGAUCAGGCGGCGCAGGAUCGAGAGAAGAACACAGUGAAGCAGACGAGCGUGGAAGAAGAGAAGCAAGCGCACGCGGACGCAGUGGUGGAGGAAUGA